CGGCGGAGAUUUGCAUACGUGAGACCUUGAAAUCGACAAUGAUUCAUAAUUCCAUUGCCGGGAAGCCGAUCGAGGCCAGGAAUCAGCCGUCAAUCAUCGGCUCGUCGAUAGAUGGGGAUGCUAUGGCCACAAGCAGUCUGGCCAAGGAAUGUGGAUCAGUGGCGAAGUAUCAACGAUUUCGCGUGGAAAGGUGUUCGAGAAAGGCCAAAGUGCACCCUAUGACGCAAGGGCAGAGCCAUCAUCAUUCCUGGAAUUAAGCUUGUCAGUCAA
Messenger RNA from Aspergillus fijiensis CBS 313.89, 270 nucleotides. RefSeq lists its product as uncharacterized. Lineage: Eukaryota; Fungi; Ascomycota; Eurotiomycetes; Eurotiales; Aspergillaceae. Bases 39 to 257 code for a protein of 72 amino acids. The record is from RefSeq and is a predicted model, not a curated record. The transcript has a single exon.